Messenger RNA from Neurospora tetraspora, 183 nucleotides. RefSeq lists its product as uncharacterized. The annotation marks the transcript as partial. The record is from RefSeq and is a predicted model, not a curated record. The transcript has 2 exons. Lineage: Eukaryota; Fungi; Ascomycota; Sordariomycetes; Sordariales; Sordariaceae.
CCACUGAGGAAUGCUUGGGUAUUCCCGACAGAGUACUCUAGCAUCGAGAUACCUCACUUGACAAGUUAUACCGGCGCCCGAGGGCAAAGUACCGGAGCUGUGCACUCCCCGAUCCUAUACCUCCUUCACCCUGUCAACAAGAUUGACGGGGCCGCGUCCAAACUUCUCCACAUACGACCUUAG